Messenger RNA from Parascedosporium putredinis, 804 nucleotides. Lineage: Eukaryota; Fungi; Ascomycota; Sordariomycetes; Microascales; Microascaceae. The record is from the annotation of a GenBank genome assembly.
AUGGUGGUUCUUCGUCCCUCCCCGACUGCCCACAACGCACCGAGCCGAAUUGGGUGCGGAAUGGCACCGGUUGCAGCGACAAGAGGGCCAGAUACUGCGAUUGCGACGCUCAUGGAUGUCAACCUGUGGGCGCGGACCUGCGCGACCCGCAUCGCCAGAGAAAGGUGCCCUCGCGAAGAGGUCAUCCUACAACCUGCCUUGGACAAGCCCCAGGAUGGUCACGGUCCUGAAACUCGGCUGGGGCCCUCCACCCCCAGGAUUGACAAAGCCAACGACCUCAUCAUCCUUGAGCCGAACUGGACACAUCGUUUAGAAUGCGGACCCGUCAACACCGACGCAGUGCAUAUGAUGACUUACCUUGCCAUCGCCCAAACCAUCAGCUACAGCAUGCAAGGCGUCAUCAAGAAGCUCAUGGACGGUUUCGAGCCCAAGAUAUUCUACAUCAUCCUCAGUCCCGAUCAAGUCCGCGCUGCCGCCGAAAAACCCUGGCCUAGCUCGGGUUUCCUCACAUUUCCGGCGACCCUGACGUCAGGUACGCUGCGUCUGCGCCUCAGUGAUUUCCUUGCUGCGUAUGACUGCGGGGCCCCCGAUCCCGGCCCAUUCAAGGGUGAGGGAGGUCGAGAGUACUAUGAGAUUUCUCUCGGUGAUGUGCGGCGGCUCGGCGGCUUGAGCCAGAGCGUAGCGCCCUUGGCGGCGGUUCGCCAUCGUCGCUUGGUCAGGCCGGACGAUACCAUUGUAUCUGAGGACACUGUGGCGUACCGAUUCAUGACUUGGCGGGAGAGUGGCGAUGGCAACCUCUUGUAG